Cooperia oncophora is the source of this 609-nucleotide messenger RNA. The record is from the annotation of a GenBank genome assembly. Lineage: Eukaryota; Metazoa; Nematoda; Chromadorea; Rhabditida; Trichostrongylidae.
AUGCAGUUGUCAAUGCAUCCGUAUGGCUGUCGCGUUAUACAAAGAGUGCUUGAACAUUGUACUGAAGAGCAGAAGAGACCGGUUCUUGAAGCUUUGCAUGCAAACGUUCGCUCACUUGUACUGGAUCAGUACGGUAAUUAUGUAAUACAGCACGUCAUCGAGCACGGGAGUGAUCCGGAUAGAGAUCGCAUUGUACGUGAGAUCACAGGCAAUGUGUUGAGGUAUGCGCAACAUAAGUUCGCCUCGAAUGUUAUUGAGAAGUGUCUGAUCUGUGCUGCACCUCAUCACAAAACGAUGCUUAUCAACGAGGUUUGCGGCGAUUCCGACGAUCCAAAUCCGCCGAUACUGCUCAUGAUGAAAGACCAGUUUGCGAAUUAUGUUGUGCAAAAAAUGCUCGAUACUGCCGAUCCGGUUUAUCGUAAGAAAAUGAUGUAUGCAAUAAAACCACAUAUUCCUGUUCUUCGUAAAUUCAGCUAUGGAAAGCAUAUAAUCACGAAGCUGGAGAAGUACUUCCAGAAGCAGAACAAUAAUCAUGCUCAGCAUCAUCAGCAGUUGCAGUUCGAAUUGGGAGGGAUGCAGAAUCCAAAUGUGAACCAUGCGCUAUUGUAG